AUGAUCAUCGCUAACGCCACCAUCGACCUGCUCGCCUGCCUUGCCGUCCUGGAAAAGUGCCAGCGACCCAAGUCAAGGGAGGAGAAAGACUGGGGCGGGCUGCUCCAUCAGACGCAAACAGAAACGGUGUGGGAUGACGAUGUUGCUAUCUACACGCCAGAUGGAACCAAGAUCGGUGAGAUGAAGGUAGUUGUUGACAUGCACUUCAAGACAAGUCCGCAACGAACGUCCUUCGAAGUCAAUGAGAUGCUGGCGGAUACAGAUCCCACGCUCCCCAUCUACCCUCCCGGAUCCUACCACAACGAGUUCUCAAUCCACUCUUCACACGUGGAGCAUCUGUCAACGAUCAUGGAGGCAUCCAAAGAAUCUUUCCAUCCCAACCACAAGUCGCUGAACUCUACGUCAUUGGAGGAGGAGGCAGGACCGGUCCAGACCUCCUCCUCCUCCUCCUUCUCCCCGGCAGCCACGGAAAGGUUCCAUGGGGAUCAAACAGCCUCCUCUGCUCGGCUAGGGAGGCUCAGCGGGUACAACGACGACACUGAGGUGUCUCUCAAUAGGACGUAUCCGUCCCACCGCCCAGCGCAGAGAGGAGCAGCGGAAGGAGCGGGAGCAGGAGUGGGAAUGGGAACAGAUGGAGGCAGAGAGGAAGGAAGAGUGAAGGGAACGGAAACGGAAGCAAAGAUGGGAGAACAACAUGGCGACAGAGCAGGACGGGGAGGAGAAGGAGGAGCAGGAGGAGGGGGAAGAGGAAAGCAGCAUUCUUCGAUCAUGGAUGGGAGCAAGGAUCUCCUACACGAUGGCGAUCAGGCCAUGAACAAUCUGAUGCGACUGAUAGAGGAAGACAAUUGGAGCCCGUCGAAGGUGAAGGGGGAGCAAGGAAGAGGGAGGGCAAGCAAGGCGGGAGGAGGAGGAGGGAGAGAGGAGGGAGACUUCCAUAACAUCUCCAGCAUCCUUGAAGUCUCGUCACAGGGCCAGCUGGACGACAGCUUGUCGUUCAGGCAGCAGGAGGAGCAGCUGAGCAAGAGCCAACGGUCGUUCGCUGGGCGAGAGGAAGGGAGGCAGGAGGACAGAGCACUCGACGACAGCGACGAAGACAACAACAGCAGCAGCAUCCGCAACAAGAACAACAGCAAUAACAACACCAUCAACAAGAGCAGAAGCAACAACAACAGCAGGAGCAACAGCAACAGGAGCAACAUCAGCAAUAUCGACAACAACGACAACUCACAAACAACACAUGGAGGCGAGGUGACAAGAGAUGGAAGGCUGAGGGGAGGAGAAACAAACAGCUGCAUGCGAUCGGUAGAGCUGCUGGAAAAGCUGCUCAUGAAAGGGAAAUCGCUGAUCGGGGAGAUGGAUGAGCUAACUCAGAAACGUGGGACGAAAAACGAUGAGCUAAUUCAGAUACAAUGCGCCACCAACGACAAGGAGCUUGUCCAAAAAGAUGCCAAGGAUGAGGAAGAUGAGAUGAGCGAAGAAGAUAUUCUGCUGGCUGAAGACAUGUGCUGCCUCGACCACGAUUCCUCUUCUCCAUCACAACAAGUCCCUGGACACUUCCAAGACGAAAGAACGGAGGUGGAGGACGAGGCUAGAGAAAGCAAUGUGAAUGAGAAGGAGAAGGAGGAGCAGGAGGAGCAGGAGGAGAUGUUUCAUCUUGCUGCCAACAUAUCAUUCCUUGCCGUUGGAGGAGGAAGAGGGAUGCUUCGGCCGGGAGACGAGCUGUACAUCGACUGCGUGCUGCACACCAAGGAAGGAGCAGGAGCAGGAGCAGGAGCAGGAGCAGGAGCAGGAGCAGGAGCAGGAGGAGCGGGUGAAAUCUUGGUCCAUCGACAGUUACGGGUGGAGGUACCGGGCUCGAUGAUACUGCAAGAAGGGCAGACUAUGGCGAUAGGAAGAACGAUGAAGGUGCCGAUAAGGAGGAGGGAAGUUCUCCUCCUCCGUGGCCGCUCGACCCCUCCUCCUCCUUCCCUGGAGUUCCGCGUGCUGCACCAGGCGAGGACGCGAGUGUUCGGGGAGGAGGAGAGGAGGGAGGUGGGAAAGAUGAGGAUGGUUGGAACGGGGAGGAUGGAGCUGGACCGAGUCUGGAGCUCAGAGGACGGGAGAUGGGCGGGUAUCAUUCACCUGAAGCAAGCGAACGAUGGCGGGAGGAGACGAGGAGGAGGAGGAGGAGGAGGAGGAGGAGGAGGAGGAGGAGGAGGAGGAGGAGGAGGAAGAUAUGAUGACAUGAUUGUCUCGUUGUUUCAGAGGGACGUGGAGCAGGAGAACAUCGUUGGGCGCCUCGAUGUCUCCGUUUCUUUCCACCGAGGGUGCCCAACCAUGGAGGAUGCUGAAGUUGGCGCGGGAGAGGCAGAGGACGGGAGGAGGAGGGAGAGCGAGAGAAGGACGGGAGAAGACGGGAGGAAGAGGGAGAGCGAGAGAAGGACGGGAGAGGAAGGGAGGAGGAGGGAGGGAGGAGCGGAGGAGGGAGGAAAGGGAGAGAGGAUCGACUUCCUGUUGCAAGUGGAGGACCUGAUUGGGUUGCAAGGGCAAGGGAAGCUGCUGCUGCUGGGGAGAUGUUGUGGGCAGCCGUUUGCGGGGAGGAUUGUUGAGGGAUCGCUCCAGUGUCGGGGUGAGGGAGCGAGUCUGGUGGUGAAGAACAUGAUGGGAGGAGAGGAGAAGUUGGUUGCAAGGAAGUUGUUCAACAAGUCAGAGGAGGGGGAGGGGCGGGAUGGUUGCACCGUCCUGUUGGAGGUGUGGGACGUGAGGGAGGAUGGAGGGAAGAAACUGGUCGGUCUGUGCCGAGUGACUUGCGAGGACAAGAGCGCAGUCGGAGGAGGAGGCAAAGUUGAGGACAACAAGGAGAAGAACAAAUCGAAGAAUGCGGGUGUGAGCAAACAAACAAACAGAGAUGGAAUGAAGGAGAAGAUAAGAGGGAAGGAAAGCUGCGUCAAAGAUGCGAUCUGGAUCGAAGGGAAGUUCGCUGUCCGCAACCCUUUGACAGGGAAGGACGUGGGUCAGGUUGCGUUGACGCUGUUCCAUGGCUACGGAGACACCUUGAGCAAGUUGAAGUUGAACAACAACAUGGACAGGGAGGUCAAAAGAGUCACCGAGGAGAAACUGAAGAUGGUGACGGGCGCCAUGCAGCAGGCUGGGACGGGAGCAUGCCGGGUGGCUGUGCGGGAGGAGGAGCAAGAGGAGGAGCAGGGGGAGGAGCGGGAGGAGGAGCGGGAGGGAGCACGACAUGGAAGUUGUAGAGAUUACAAUGGAAACGAUCGCGAUCAAGGUCGUGAAGAUGUUCAGAUAGUGACAAGAGUCGGAAAAGUCUGCAAGAAAGGUGAACAUGAGACCGAGAAUGUUCACAACCCGCAAACCCGUGCAGCUGGGGAUCACUGGGAGCUGGAGAAAUUCCCUCGCCGAGAUCGACUUGAAGGAGCCGACGAUGGCUGGAAGAGGGAGAGGCAGGAGGGAGGGCAAGGGACGGAGGUCAGACACGUCCUGACGCUCAAGGUCAAUGCUCUGUAUCACCUUGACCGCAUGACGGGCGUCAGAGGAGGUGACGAGGUCUACCUAGCGUUCCAGCUCGACGACGGGACUUGCCAGACGUCCUCCUGCUUCCUCAGAGUCUCUUCCUGUAUCAGAUUUCAGCACUCGACCUGCCUCGCGACCUUUUCCAGCCGCCAUGGAGGGACAGGAGAAAAGUUCGCUCCUGCCUGCGACGGUGUCCUGUUCAAGGUGUUCAGGAGGGGCACUGGGACUGAGCAAGAGGACAGAGAGCUUGCUUUCUCGUACCUAUCUCCUUCCCUCAUCAGGCCCUUUUUGAUCUCAGCAGCAGCAGCAAACUCUUCCCGAUCCUCAAGGCUCUUUCGCCUCCCCCUCUCCUGCGCCGACCUCUCGGUUCCUGACCAGUCGGCGAGUGAGUUGCAAGUUGAGCUCGCCUACUCCCAGCACAGGAGGGCUGUACAGCCAACACCCGAGACAGAGUCGGAUCGUUCCUUUCUUGCUGACGUCACCAUCACCCGAGCGAUGGGCCUCAAGAGCUCAGUCGACGAUGUGGAAGAGAAGUCGGCAGACUGCCGUCUCCUCAUGUUCGAUGGGCCAAACACGUUCGUCGUGUGCAAGCUCGAAGAUGAUGAUGAAGAUGAAGACAAAGGCGCAGAUGAUGAUGGAGACUAUGCAGGAGCACACAAGAGUUGGAGCAGUGCUAUCGUAGCUCACAGCUUCUCCCCGACCUUCAACCUCCAGCUCUCCAUUCCCCUCCCAUCGCAGCAGGAUCUGAUCCGCUACGUCAACAACUCGAGGCUGCACAUCUUUGUCUUCCACAGAUGUCGCAAGCAUCACAGAUGCAACUCGAACAACUGCUGCCGACAUGUCCUGCUGUCACAUGCUGUUCGGUCCUCAGACCUUCUCCUCUCCCAAGUCAGCCUUCCUCUCUCCUCCCUCCUCUACAGCGAUCGCGCAAGCACGUGGGUUGCUCUCCGAACGCCCAGGGGGCGAGGAGGAGGCGCUGUCGAAUUGACGGUCAGGAAGUCACAAGGAGUGCAGAGCUGCUUGCGAGCUCAUGAUGAGAUGUUGAUCUCGAGGAUGAUCAGACACUGCUGUGAUCUCAGGGAGGAGGAGGAGGAGCAGGAGGAGCAGGAGCAGGAGCAGGAGCAGGAGCAGGAGCAGGAGCAGGACGGAAGCGCGAGUGCGCGAGAGCUGAGCCUGCAUGUCAUCUUUGAGGAACUUGUCGUCGAUGGAGCACAGGAGGUGGAGCAUGCGAUGAACUUUGGGAACAAUCUUGCUGGCGGGAAGAGCAGCAGGAGCAGGACCAGGAGCACGAGCACGAGCAGGAGGAUCAGGUUUCGAUUCUGUGUUUGCGACCUCGGACAAGUCUGUGAAUUUUCAAAGUUGGCUGUAAGAAGAAAGAAGAGACGUCAGAAAGACAAGGAGGAGAAGGAGGACAGGAAGGACAAGGAGGAGGAGGAGGACAGGAAGGACAAGGAGCAGGAGGAGGAGGAGGAGGACGAGGAACAGAACAUCUUCGUCGUGGACCAUUCUCGUGUCUUCCCAGUGCGACUUGACAGGCAGUCGAUGACAAAGCUGCUUACUCGUGAUGUCUGGAUCCGGUGUGAAAUGCUGGCAGAGGACGAGGAAGAGGAAGACGAGGACGAGGAAAGGAUGAGAAGCAUGCAGCUGGGAGAAGUCAGAUUCAGCCUCCGCUCCCUCCUCCUCAAGCUCCUGGGGAAGGAGCUGGGAAGGGAGGAGGAGCGAACGAGAUGGCCAUGCUGGGCAGGAUAA
Molecule: messenger RNA, 5256 nt
Organism: Guillardia theta CCMP2712
Lineage: Eukaryota; Cryptophyceae; Pyrenomonadales; Geminigeraceae
Exons: 7
Coding region: 1-5256 (1751 amino acids)
Source: RefSeq, a predicted model, not a curated record